Messenger RNA from Miniopterus natalensis, 2970 nucleotides. NCBI's taxonomy places the organism in Eukaryota, Metazoa, Chordata, Mammalia, Chiroptera, Miniopteridae. The record is from RefSeq and is a predicted model, not a curated record.
GGCGCUGAGAAGUCGCAGUGGCUGGAGAGGCGUCGGGGGCAGACCACCUCCGCGCCCCCCUCGCCCCCCCUGGUUUCUCUCUGGGAGGAAGAGGAGGGGAGGGGGCUUGCGGAGCGAGCGAUGGACGAAGAAAACAUGACGAGAAGCGAGGAGCAGCCGCCUCUGAGUUUGCAAAAAGCCUUACAGCAGUGCGAGUUGGUCCAAAACAUGAUAGACCUGAGCAUCUCCAACCUGGAGGGGCUCAGGACCAAAUGCGCUACCUCCAACGACCUCACCCAGAAAGAAAUCCGGACCCUGGAGAGCAAGCUGGUGAAGUACUUCAGCCGGCAGCUGUCCUGCAAAAAGAAGGUGGCCCUGCAGGAGCGCAACGCCGAGCUGGACGGCUUCCCCCAGCUCCGCCACUGGUUCCGAAUCGUCGACGUGCGCAAGGAAGUCCUGGAGGAAAUCACCCCGGGCCAGCUGAGCCUGGAGGACCUCCUGGAGAUGACGGAUGAGCAGGUGUGCGAGACCGUGGAGAAAUACGGAGCCAACCAGGAGGAAUGUGCCCGUCUCAACGCCUCCCUGUCCUGCCUCCGGAACGUGCACAUGUCAGGCGGCAACCUCUCCAAACAAGACUGGACCAUCCAGUGGCCCACCACGGAGACGGGGAAGGAGAACAGCCCGGUGUGCCCCCCGGAGCCCGCGCCGUGGAUCCGCACCCACCUCUCCCAGAGCCCCAGGGUCCAGUCCAAGUGCCCCCAGCACUACUGUUACGCCAGCCCCCCCCCGGGGGCCCCCGUGUACACCCACGUGGACAGGCUCACCGUGGACGCCUACCCGGGCCUGUGCCCGCCACCGCCCCUGGAAUCGGGCCACCGCUCCCUGCCCCCGUCGCCGAGGCAGCGACACGCCGUCCGCACCCCGCCGCGCACCCCCAAUAUCGUCACCACGGUGACCCCGCCGGGCACGCCGCCCAUGAGGAGGAAGAACAAGCUGAAACCCCCCGGGACCCCGCCGCCCUCCUCCCGAAAGCUGAUCCACUUGAUCCCGGGGUUCACGGCCCUGCAUCGGAGCAAGUCCCACGAGUUCCAGCUGGGUCACCGCGUGGACGAGGCCCACACGCCCAAAGCCAAGAAGAAGAGCAAGCCCUUGAACCUCAAGAUCCACAGCAGCGUGGGCAGCUGCGAGAACAUCCCGGCCCAGCAGCGCUCUCCGCUGCUGUGCGAGCGCUCCCUCCGCUCCUUCUUCGUGGGACACGGGCCUUUCCUGCCCUCCACCCCUCCCGUCCACACCGAGGCCAACUUCUCCUCAAACACACUGUCAGUGCCGCGCUGGUCCCCGCAGAUCCCUCGCAGAGACCUUGGCAACUCCAUCAAGCACAGGUUUUCCACCAAAUACUGGAUGUCUCAGACGUGCACAGUCUGUGGGAAAGGGAUGCUUUUUGGCCUCAAGUGUAAAAAUUGCAAGUUAAAGUGCCACAACAAAUGCACCAAAGAAGCCCCACCCUGUCAUCUCCUAAUCAUCCACCGAGGGGAUCCAGCAAGGUUAGUCCGGACGGAGUCGGUCCCGUGUGACAUCAACAACCCUCUGCGGAAGCCACCCCGGUAUUCGGACCUGCACAUCAGCCAGACGCUCCCCAAAACCAACAAAAUCAACAAGGACCACAUCCCCGUCCCCUACCAGCCCGACUCCAGCAGCAACCCCUCCUCCACGACGUCCUCCACGCCCUCCUCGCCGGCGCCCCCCCUGCCUCCCAGCGCCACGCCGCCUUCCCCCCUGCACCCUUCCCCUCAGUGCACGAGGCAGCAGAAGGCCUUCAACCUGCCAGCGUCCCACUACUACAAAUACAAGCAGCAGUUCAUCUUCCCAGAUGUGGUGCCAGUGCUGGAGACACCGACCCGGGCGCCCCAGGUCGUUCUGCAUCCAGUGACCUCGAAUCCCAUCUUGGAAGGAAACCCAUUACUUCAAAUUGAAGUGGAGCCGACCUCAGAGNNNGAAGAGGGCCACGACGAGGCCGAGGAGUCGGAGGACGACUUUGAGGAGAUGAACCUGUCCCUGCUGUCGGCCCGGAGCUUCCCGCGCAAGGCCAGCCAGACCAGCAUCUUCCUGCAGGAGUGGGACAUCCCCUUCGAGCAGCUGGAGAUCAGCGAGCUCAUCGGCAAGGGCCGCUUCGGGCAGGUGUACCACGGCCGCUGGCACGGCGAGGUGGCCAUCCGGCUCAUCGACAUCGAGAGGGACAACGAAGAGCAGCUGAAGGCCUUCAAGCGGGAGGUCAUGGCCUACCGGCAGACGCGUCAUGAGAACGUGGUGCUUUUCAUGGGCGCCUGCAUGAGCCCGCCCCACCUGGCCAUCAUCACCAGCCUCUGUAAGGGACGGACCCUCUAUUCGGUGGUGCGGGAUGCCAAGAUUGUCUUGGACGUCAAUAAAACCAGGCAGAUCGCCCAAGAAAUCGUGAAGGGCAUGGGCUACCUCCACGCCAAGGGAAUCCUGCACAAGGACCUCAAGUCCAAGAACGUCUUCUACGACAACGGCAAAGUGGUGAUCACAGACUUUGGGCUCUUCAGCAUUUCGGGGGUGUUGCAGGCUGGCAGGAGAGAGGACAAGCUACGCAUCCAGAAUGGCUGGCUGUGCCACCUGGCGCCGGAGAUCAUCCGCCAGCUGUCCCCCGACACAGAAGAGGACAAGCUCCCCUUCUCCAAGUACUCGGAUGUCUUUGCCCUUGGAACAAUCUGGUAUGAACUCCACGCCAGGGAGUGGCCUUUCAAGACCCAACCAGCUGAAGCAAUAAUCUGGCAAAUGGGCACAGGCAUGAAACCCAACCUCAGCCAGAUCGGCAUGGGAAAAGAAAUCUCGGACAUUCUUCUCUUCUGCUGGGCCUUUGAGCAAGAGGAGAGACCUACCUUCACCAAGCUCAUGGACAUGCUGGAGAAACUGCCAAAGCGAAACCGCCGCCUGUCUCACCCGGGCCAUUUCUGGAAGUCUGCAGAGUAG